Molecule: messenger RNA, 1798 nt
Organism: Oxyura jamaicensis (ruddy duck)
Lineage: Eukaryota; Metazoa; Chordata; Aves; Anseriformes; Anatidae
Gene: SIGLEC15
Product: sialic acid binding Ig like lectin 15
Exons: 5
Coding region: 136-1056 (306 amino acids)
Biological process (GO): regulation of osteoclast development; regulation of bone resorption; regulation of actin cytoskeleton organization
Cellular component (GO): plasma membrane
Source: RefSeq, a predicted model, not a curated record
CCCUCCAAGGAGGGGAAAACCACAACUUCUUCCAUCCCUGGAAAAAAACCUUUUGGGACAGCGAGAGCAGCAGCUCAGAUGUAGCAGAGACAGUUCUGGUUUGCUGAUACACCCCCGUGGAGAACAUCAACCAGCAUGAGAGAGUUCAGCUUGUCUCUUCUGUGCCUCCUUUCCAUCUUCAAGAAGGGUGUGCAGUCCAAUGGCUGGUCCAUCCAUGUCCCAUCUGAUGUUACCGGGGAGCUCGGGAAGAUGGUUGUUCUGCCCUGUACCUUCACGCACCCUUACAAAACCUUUGACCGGACCCUCACUGCCAUUUGGAGGAUCAAGGAACCUUACAACGGCACCGUAGUGUUCAAGUGCACCAGCCAGAGCGCCAGCGAGCUCUGCAAGACUGCUGUCAGCUACAAAAACAAGUACAAACUGUUUGGUAACCCCCGGCACAAGGAUCUCUCCAUCAGGAUUGACAAUCUGACCUGGAGUGACAGCGAGAGGUAUUUCUGCCGAGUGGAGCUCUCCGGAGACAUCCACGACAAGUACGAAAGCAGGAAUGGGAUAAAGCUGCAUUUGAUUGCUGCCCCCAGGAUCAUUAACAUCACCGUCAGCUCCAACGGGGAUCACACCUUCCAAGCCCGCUGCACAGCCGAGGGGGAGCCAGCGCCCACCCUGACAUGGAGCAGUCCCCACCACAGCAACCUCACCUCGGUCACAAGCACGAGCCACCGCGUCACCAAGGAGCUCCAGUACCUGACGCACGACGGCAAGUACACGUGCACGGCGGUCAACAGCCACGGGAGAGCAGAGGGGGCAGUCUACUUCUAUAAGUUCAGAGCGUCCAACAGCUCCUUCUUCAUGAUCCUCAUUUUCGUGCCGCUGGGAAUUAAGGUGCUCGUUUUGCUGGUGAUACUGAGCCUCACCGUGUUCUCCAGAGGUCCUUCCUCCACCCCAGCCAGCCUGGCCCGGCCACAGCAGCAAGACUCCACCUACGAAAACUUUGACCGCAGACACAGCAGCAGCCAGAGCUUGCCAGCAGAAAGACCCGUGGCAAGAUGCAGCUGAGCACCUGGGCUGUCCCACACACACCUCCUCGCACGGUGAGCUCCUGUCCCCUGUACAAAGCUGGAUCACCUCACGGUGCUUUUUCUGCGGCAUGUAAGAUUGCUGUGGACUGAUGCAGAUGGUCAUACAGGCCUUGCAGGUGCGUGUGUUCCAUCUCUGCUGCAACUUACAAACAACAGAAGCCUUCAAAGGGAAGAUAGAUGGAAGAGGAGCGGAGCUGAAAGAACAGAGAGAUUUCCAUGAGACGCCAGUUCUAACCAACCUGCAUGUUCCUAGCCUGCAUCAGAGAGUGUUGAGCAAACAGAUAAGUCUACCACUUUCUCACACCUUUUUGCUUUAGCAUGUAUCAAAUGUUACUUCAAAAAAAGUUUUCAUCACUCUACUUGCCAAAACAAGUGCAGAUUCCUAGAGCCCCCAAGUGAAUUAUUUUGUUUUAAAUACCAGCUAUAAAGAAAAAUGCUACUGGAAUUUGUCAUUUUUUAUUACUGCUCUCAUUCCUUAACUUCCAGAAAAGUUUGUCUAAAACUUAACUUCCAAGAGAAAUCCAAGCAAAAAAGGGAGGAGGUUUUCAGUUAGCUGACAGAGCUGAAAGCAAGACAUUCAAAGAGAGGUCUGCAUUGCAUCUCCGCCGUGGCUCCUGAUAGGGGUACCUGGAACACAAGCCCAUGUGCACACUAACAAAGCUCUGAUACUCCACAAUAAACAUGCUAUGAAAAACAUUCCAAUAAAACAAACUACGCCA